Passer domesticus (house sparrow) is the source of this 1262-nucleotide messenger RNA. RefSeq names its product coenzyme Q3, methyltransferase (gene COQ3). Gene Ontology annotation, molecular function: 2-methoxy-6-polyprenyl-1,4-benzoquinol methyltransferase activity. Gene Ontology annotation, biological process: ubiquinone biosynthetic process. Bases 294 to 1181 code for a protein of 295 amino acids. The transcript is spliced from 7 exons. NCBI's taxonomy places the organism in Eukaryota, Metazoa, Chordata, Aves, Passeriformes, Passeridae. Gene Ontology annotation, cellular component: mitochondrion. The record is from RefSeq and is a predicted model, not a curated record.
CGCCACCGCAGGGGCUGGCAUUCGCCCCGGCCCCAGCACCGGGCGGAACCUUCCCGGCGCCCGCCCGGCGAGGCAGCCGGCACCGCGGGCCGCGGACCGGGGCGGGGCGAGAGCGGCGGCGGCCAUGUGGGGCGGCGGGGCGGCCCGAGCGCUCUCCCGCGCGCUGCGGCGCCGGCGGGCGGCGGCCGCGCUGCCGGGGGCUGCGGGCGACAGGUCUGAGAGAUAUCGUUCAGGGCUACAACAGGAAAAGACAACUGAAAUCUGGUAGUACCUUGCCUGUCUCUCUGACUGAAAUGAAAAGCAACAUGUUCACUGUGAAGCGGCCUUUCAGCACUUCACACUCAUCAGUGGAUUCAGAGGAAAUUAAAAAAUUCCAGCUCCUUGCACAUAAGUGGUGGGAUGAAGAAGGAGAAUAUGCAGCCCUUCAUUCUAUGAAUGAUAUUAGAGUGCCAUUUAUUAGAGAUACUCUGUUGAGCAUGAGUAGUAAUUAUCAUCUGGGAAAUCCACUUUCCGGAAUCAAGAUUCUUGACGUGGGCUGUGGCGGAGGACUGCUGAGUGAGCCUUUAGGUAGACUGGGAGCUUCAGUUACUGGAAUUGAUCCUGUGGAGGACAACAUUAGAACAGCAGAUCGGCACAAGUCAUUUGAUCCAGUCCUGGCCAAGAGAAUACAGUACAAGUCCAGUUCACUGGAGGAGAUUGUGGAAGAGUCUAUGGAAACCUUUGAUGUAAUUGUAGCUUCUGAAGUAGUGGAGCAUGUGGCUGACCUUGAAACGUUUAUCAAGUGUUGCUCUCAGGUGUUAAAGCCUGAAGGUUCUUUAUUCAUUACGACAAUCAAUAAAACACAAUUGUCCUAUGUCCUGGGAAUUGUGGUUGCAGAAAAAAUAAUGGGGAUUGUACCAGAAGGAACACAUGAAUGGGAGAAAUUUGUUCCCCCUGAAGAGCUGGAGCGCCUCCUGGAAUCAAAUGGCUUUUCAGUCAAGAGCGUGAAUGGGAUGCUGUAUAAUCCGCUCUCGGGCUCCUGGAGCUGGGUGGAGAGCACGAGCCUGAACUACGCGCUGCACGCGGUCAAGUCUGGGGCUCCGGCACAGGCACACGCCACAGAGCCCCUGCCAGAGACAGAUGUUCAACAGCGCUGGGCCACAGCUGGCACAGCUGGCACCAGCCCAGACAGCACUGUCUGACGUGUGUGGUGAUGGACUGUCACCAGAACAGAAAAUGAGCUUGUACUCAGAUGGACACAAUAAAACCUUUGCCAACAACAA